CGACUCUCAGCUCAUGUGGGACGCUCCGAAUCCCCUUUCUCCCUCCUCCUCCACCUACCCCACAACAGCUGAGGGCUAUUUCCACCACGGGCGAGGAAAAGGAGGGGUCCAACCGGCUCCGCAAUAACACAGGGGCCUAUAGCCAACUGCCAAAAAAAAAAAAAACCCUACACGUUCUAACUGCAUUCACAUGAUGACUGCAUCGAGAAGCGUACGGAGAUCUAUUUUCACGUGAUAGUUUUGGAGACCGGGAGAAGGAUCAGACAAAGCACUUUGGCCUGUGAUGGACAAAGGAGUGAUGACAACACCCUCUCUGCAGACAGAAGCAGCCACAGUCUCACUACCAACAGCGGGAUACAACAUGGAUGAUGGAUGGAUGGAGGCCGUCGUGGGAGCCGUCAUCGCCACCGUGGUCGUUGUUCUCCUGGUGGUGGUGCUGGUCGUGAUCCGAUACAUGUUCCGGCACAAAGGCUCCUACGUGACCAACGAGGCCAAGGGAACGGAGUACGCGCAGACAGCCGACGCAGCACUGAGGAGUGACCCGGUGCUAAAAGACGCCAUGGAUCAGAGCAGAAAGGAGUACUUCAUAUGAGCUUGGACUGGUUUUUAUAUAAGCUUUACAUACAAACUACAUUGGUCCAAAGACACAUAAUUCAAAAUAUUGUCAAUUUUGCACUGUUGUACUUUAUAGUUCUGAGCAACAUGUUUUUGGUUCAUAUGUAACAAAUGGACAUCUACUGUUUUAUUGCGUUUUAUGUUUGUUUAUUUAUUAUGCAAAAAAUUGAAGGGCCUGUAACUGAUUUCAAACCAUGAGUCAGGAACAUGUUUUAGUUUGAACCUUUAGCCCUGCCCACUCAGUCCUUUCUGCCACUGUGAUAUUGCACCAUGACAGAAACAAUUGUCUGGGAUUGUGUCAUGCAAUUGUUUUCUCAUAGCUCUCCAAUCUCUACCUACUAUUUGCUUUUUGUCACUCUUGAAAACGCACCGUGACAUAGAAUCAAGUGUCUGGAAUAGCGCCAAGCAGUUAGUUUCCCAUGAGUCUUAGUAACAAUACACCUGAUUGGACAAAAUUGUGGGAUUGUCAGUAGCUUCUGUAUUAGUUAUAAUCUGAGAAUAUCCUGUAUGACAUGUAAAAUAUCAUAUAAAGUGCAUUUAUCUUGAUAAAGGGCCUGUACCUGAUUUUAAUUUGUUUUUAAGUUUUAAAUCAAAUACUCCACUGGUUAACAGCUUGCAUUGUUGUUUCAAUAUAUUUCUGUAUUUUGAGCCAAAUGUACAUAGAUAUGAAUGGAGGGGAAAGGUAUCAUACGAAUAUAUAAACCACAUAAAAUUACCUAUUACUUUACUACCUACUACUUAGGAAGUAGGUAGCAUACAUUUCUAUCCUGCGGUUUAGGGAGAACUUUCAUUUUGGAUGACAGAUUUUUCCUGCCUGAGUGUUUGUCAACAGAUUGUGCCUUUCUGGACCCUGUUUCCCCUGAGACAGACAAAAUUCAGCCAACAACCCACAAUACUGCAGAAACUGUACACUAGCUCCAUAGCCUGAUAAGCCAGGAUCUUGGUGCCUCUUAAAAUAGAAGGUUCCUGCCAGUAAGCACCCCAUAUGGUACACAUUUUUGUUUUUGUAUUUUUCUUCUGUGAAAUAUUACAACUUUUAAAGAUGUUACACAGUGUUGAAUAUUACUAUAUGCUGAGCAACUGUUUUAUGUAAGUAAAAAGUUUUUAAAAAAUCAGUAAAAAGCAUGUUUUCUGGUGGCUUAC
Messenger RNA from Periophthalmus magnuspinnatus, 1758 nucleotides. It is a transcript of the gene gypc, whose product is annotated as glycophorin C (Gerbich blood group). Lineage: Eukaryota; Metazoa; Chordata; Actinopteri; Gobiiformes; Gobiidae. Gene Ontology annotation, cellular component: membrane; cortical cytoskeleton. The record is from RefSeq and is a predicted model, not a curated record. The transcript is spliced from 4 exons. Bases 284 to 592 code for a protein of 102 amino acids.